AUGAGACAAGGAAAACGGAAGAUCGAUGGCAUCACUCUGAAGAUUUCAAAAUCGUGUGGCAAUCAGGGCAAUGGGUCGCCAGCCAUUACCGAACACUCAUACCUUCAGACUCAGACCUCAGUCCCAGUCAUCUCCACCCAACAUGAUUUGGUGCCUAGGCCUAGAAACUCGAGCCACGCAUAUAGCCCUUCUUCUGUUCAAUACACUUCAGUCUCUAAGGCUCAGCCCGAUAUGGAAGUAGAUCGCGUGGAAUUGAAAUCUUGUGACCAAAAUAUUGAAAGCCAUCUAGGCAACAUUUGCACUUUUGAUGGCACGCAUGUGCUGUCUGAACAUAGCAAAGCCUGGAUCAAAAGUAUCACUGGCGAAGACAUUUCUUUGCUACCAUUCCCACAGACUCGCCAUACAGAAAACCCUCUAUCUUGGAAUGCAAUCGGCUCACAGGACUCAUGCCUACCAGACAAGACCUUUGUCUACCGCCAGCUGGCAAGCUACCAGAGGUCUAUCUUCGGACAAUUUUUCCCCAUCCUGGACUUGCCACUGUUCUGGGAAACAGUCAGCACUGCAUAUCAAGGAUCUGGGCCUAGGAGCGGUAAACGUUAUUAUAAAAACGCUCUGUGUCUUGUGCCGGCUGUUCUCAAAGGACCGCCCUCUUGGACUACAGACUCUUCUUCUGCUGUCACUGCCAGUCGCAAUCUCCUGGGAAGUUUUCUUAACUCUGGAUUCAACCUUGGGUCCCAGAACCUACUGUUCUGCUUGUCAUAUUUCAUGCAAGCUAGCUUUAACCUAUUCUGCAAAGUUCUUUCCCAAACUUCUGAUGCCAGUGACUUCGAGGACGUCAUUUUAAUCAUAAAGAUUUCCAUAGUCAUCGAGGAGCACUUAAACCGGGAUACCCCUGACCAUUUUGAUGGGAAAAUAGCGUUUGUCCCACAAUUCAUCCCUGAACUCAGUCGACUCGGAGAACGCAUUCUGCUGAAAUCUUUCGGAUGUGAAAAAUAA
Molecule: messenger RNA, 996 nt
Organism: Aspergillus affinis
Lineage: Eukaryota; Fungi; Ascomycota; Eurotiomycetes; Eurotiales; Aspergillaceae
Exons: 6
Coding region: 1-996 (331 amino acids)
Source: RefSeq, a predicted model, not a curated record